Drosophila serrata is the source of this 906-nucleotide messenger RNA. RefSeq names its product sugar transporter SWEET1 (gene slv). Lineage: Eukaryota; Metazoa; Arthropoda; Insecta; Diptera; Drosophilidae. Gene Ontology annotation, biological process: carbohydrate transport. Gene Ontology annotation, molecular function: sugar transmembrane transporter activity. Gene Ontology annotation, cellular component: membrane. The record is from RefSeq and is a predicted model, not a curated record.
AGCCAGCGGUGCCAUCUCUACGUGCUGUCCUCAACAGCUGUUCAAUUUUUUGUUGACGUUGUAUUAGCGUCGUUUAACUUUAGCCUAGCAUAAGUAAAAUAUAAUAAGGAAGGGACUAUGUCGGCGGUGGCUUACGACUCGCUGCUGUCCACGACGGCAGUGAUCAGCACCGUCUUCCAGUUCCUCUCUGGCUCCAUGAUAUGCCGAAAGUACAUCCAAAAAAAGAGCACGGGCGACUCUUCCGGAAUUCCUUUCGUUUGUGGCUUCUUAUCCUGCAGUUUCUGGCUGCGCUACGGCGUCUUAACCAGCGAGCAGAGCAUCGUGCUUGUCAACAUUAUCGGAUCGACGCUCUUUCUGGUUUACACGCUGGUCUACUAUGUGUUCACCGUCAACAAACGUGCCUUCAUCAAGCAGUUUGGCUUCGCGCUGACCGUACUAAUUGCGGUUAUUUGGUACACCAAUCGACUGGAAGAUCAGCGCGAUCAAAUGAUCCACGUCACAGGAAUCGUUUGCUGCGUUGUCUCCGUUUGCUUUUUUGCCGCCCCGCUCGCUAGCCUGCUGCAUGUGAUAAGGGCCAAGAACUCAGAGAGCCUGCCCCUGCCGCUGAUUGCCAUGUCCUUUGUGGUCAGUCUGCAGUGGCUAAUCUACGGCGUUCUGAUAUCGGACUCAUUUAUUCAGAUACCAAACUUCCUCGGCUGCAUUCUGUCUCUGCUGCAGUUGGGUCUGUUUGUUCUCUACCCACCGCGGAGUUAUUCCGGCCAUGGAUACAAGCUUGUCGAACAGGCUGUGCCGUUUUAGGUAACUGAUUUGACGCAUUUCUCGCGUUGGUAUUUGAGCGUGUGUCGCAUACAGGAUAUAUAAUGUUUAGUAUAACUUUUAUGGCCGAGCAUGCUGCUUGCUUUUAUA